Fonsecaea erecta is the source of this 1590-nucleotide messenger RNA. RefSeq lists its product as hypothetical. Gene Ontology annotation, molecular function: transmembrane transporter activity. Gene Ontology annotation, cellular component: membrane. The coding region runs from base 1 to 1590 and encodes 529 amino acids. The transcript has 5 exons. Gene Ontology annotation, biological process: transmembrane transport. Lineage: Eukaryota; Fungi; Ascomycota; Eurotiomycetes; Chaetothyriales; Herpotrichiellaceae. The record is from RefSeq and is a predicted model, not a curated record.
AUGGACAAGUCAAUCAAUUACAGCAUCGAUGCGACCGAGGAUGUCAACGACGAGGGCCUCGUCCUUGAUGAGAAGACAGGAACGGUCGCGGACAGGAACGCCAUGGCGCGUUUGGGCAAGGAACAGCUCUUCAAGGCCAGUUCAAAUCCUUGCUUGCGUAACUUUGGUUUCGUGUCUAUCUUCGGGUUUGCCCUUAUCAUCAUGAGUACCUGGGAAACGAUUCUGUCGACACUGGCCUUUGGGCUGGGCAAUGGCGGGCCUGGGGGGCUUAUCUGGACCUUCGUUGCGGUAUAUAUCGGCUUCGUCCUCGUCAGUGUUUCCAUGGCGGAGAUGGCUUCCAUGGCUCCUACCUCUGGCGGACAAUAUCAUUGGGUCUCUGAAUUUGCUCCUCCAAAUGUCCAGAAAUUGCUGUCCUAUUUCAUCGGCUGGUUUGGCAUCCUCGGUUAUCAGAUUGGCACAACCAUUGGCGCAUUUGUUGCUGGCACCAUGAUUCAGGGCUGUAUCAUCUUAAACAACCCUGACACAUACCACCCUCAACGAUGGCAUGGAACCUUGAUCGCAAUGGCCAUCACCGUUUGUGUGGCCUUAUUCAACAUCUUCCUUGCGAACCACCUGCCACUGGUCGAGGGGCUCAUCUUGGUGCUUCACAUCGCCGGGUUCGUGGCUAUCUUGGUGCCUCUCUGGGUUAUGGCUCCGCGUACUCCAAGCUCUGAAGUGUGGACCUCCUUCACGGAUGCCAAUGGAUGGGGGAGCAUCGGUGUCGCCUGUCUUGUCGGGAUGAUCACCAACGCUGGUGCAAUGGUUGGAGGUGAUGCCGCAGCGCACAUGGCCGAGGAGCUGAAGAGCGCCUCGAAAAUCCUUCCAAGGGCCAUGAUCUGGACUAUAGUCGUGAACGGACUUCUCGGAUUCGUCAUGCUUGUCACAUUCCUCUAUACGUUGGGGAACUUGGACGACGACCUCGCAUCACCGACAGGCUACCCUGUCAUUCAGGUGUUCGCCACGGCUACUGAGUCCAACGGUGGUGCAGUCGGCCUCACCGCCAUCCUCAUCAUCCUCAACGUGUGUGCCAACCUCACCACCAUGGCGGGCUCCUCUCGUCAGCUGUUCUCUUUUGCUCGAGACAAGGGAGUUCCUUUCCACCGUUGGGUGUCUCAGGUUCCACCUGGAUACGACGUCCCGGUCAACUCCAUUAUUGUCUCGGCCCUUUGCUCAUGCGUUUUCCACUGCAUCAACAUUGGCUCGUCGAUUGCCUUCAACAUCAUCAUGUCCAUUGGCACGGUGGCGCUGAUCACGAGUUACAUGACCUCAAUUGGCAGCAUGACCUGGAGGCGAAUUCGUGGCCUACCUCUUCUUCCGUCCAAGUUCUCUCUCGGCAAGUUUGGCCUGGGGAUCAACGUGGCCGCACUUUGUUUCUGCGCGGUGGUCUACGUUUUCUCAUUCUUCCCUCCACUGCCAAAUCCACCUGCAGCAGCCAUGAACUGGGCCUGUGCCGUGUACGGAGGAGUUGUGUUGCUUGCUUUCACUUACUAUAUCAUCCGCGCAAGACAUGUGUAUGUUGGCCCUGUGGCGUAUGUCAAUAAGAACGCCUAA